Messenger RNA from Megalops cyprinoides (Indo-Pacific tarpon), 3342 nucleotides. It is a transcript of the gene c9orf72, whose product is annotated as C9orf72-SMCR8 complex subunit. Gene Ontology annotation, cellular component: autophagosome; endosome. The record is from RefSeq and is a predicted model, not a curated record. Bases 243 to 1634 code for a protein of 463 amino acids. NCBI's taxonomy places the organism in Eukaryota, Metazoa, Chordata, Actinopteri, Elopiformes, Megalopidae. The transcript has 10 exons. Gene Ontology annotation, molecular function: guanyl-nucleotide exchange factor activity. Gene Ontology annotation, biological process: autophagy; endocytosis.
UGACAUACUACCAGGAAGUGAAGUGAAUAACAGAUAAAAAAAAUGCACUGUGCUUUAUUGUGGAUCAACUUCAGCAGGUUGAGAGGUUAAUCAAGGCCGACUCAGGAAGUUGCAGUGAUUGAAACCAAGCCAGCUUCCUCUUUCCAAACUGCUCCCAACAUAGCUUCAGAAAGGAAGCUAGCUGCGCAAGAAGCUGAAGCGCCAAAGUCAAUUACCUGCGCAAGAGCGGGCACCACGGGGCGAUGUCGGCCGGCUGCCCCCCGCAGUCCCCCGCCGUGGCUAAGACUGAGGUGCCGGUGGAGGGGGAGUGUCCCCUGCUGGCCGCCACCUUCGCCUACUGGGACAACAUCCUGGGCCCGCGGGUGCGCCACAUCUGGGCGCCCAAGAGCGAGCAGCCGCUGCUGCUGCUGAGCGACGGCGAGAUCACCUUCCUGGCCAACCACACGCUCAACGGCGAGAUCCUCCGCAGCGCCGAGUGCGGCGCCGUGGACGUCAAGUUCUUCGUGCUGGCCGAGAAGGGCGUCAUCAUCGUGUCGCUCAUCUUCGACGGCGAGCUGAAGGGCGACAAGAACACGUGCGCGCUCUCCAUCAUCCUGCUGCAGACGGAGCUGGCCUUCUACCUGCCGCUGCACACCGUCUGCGUGGAGCGCCUCAAGCACAUCAUCCGCAAGGGCCGCAUCUGGAUGCAGAAGGGCUACAACAUCAUCUCAGUGCUGACGUCUGAGAUCGUCCCCAUCAUGGAGCUGCUGUCCUCCAUGAAGACCCACAGCGUCCCGGAGGACAUUGAUAUUAAGGACACCGUGCUAAACGACGAUGACAUCGGGGACAGCUGCCAUGAAGAUUUCCUGCACAAGGCGAUCAGCUCCCACCUGCAGACCUGCGGCUGUUCCAUGGUGGUGGGAAGCAACCCGGACAAAGUCAACAAGAUCGUUCGAACUCUGUGCCUCUUCCUGACUCCUGCGGAGCGCAAGUGUUCCCGCCUCUGCAGGGCUGAGUCCUCCUUCCGCUACGACACCGGCCUCUUUGUCCAGGGCCUGCUAAAGGACUCGACGGGCAGCUUCGUGCUGCCCUUCCGCCAGGUGCUGUACUCGCCCUACCCCACCACGCACAUCGACGUGGAUGUCAACACCGUCAAGCAGAUGGCGCCGUGCCACGAGCACACCUACAACCAGCGGCGCUACAUGCGCUCCGAGCUCACCGCACUCUGGAAGGCGGCCAGCGAGGAGGACGUGGGCCCGGACACCGUCAUCCACACCGACGAGAACUUCACCCCCGACCUGAAUGUGUUUCAGGAUGUCAUGCACAAAGACACCCUGGUGAAGUCAUUCCUGGAUGAGGUCUUCCUGCUCAGACCGGGCCUGGGCCUCCGAAGCACCUUCCUGGCGCAGUUCCUGCUGCUGCUCCACCGGAGGGCGCUCACACUGCUCAAGUACAUAGAAGAUGAGACGCAGAAGGGGAAGAAGCCGUUCCGCUCGCUGCGCAGCCUGAAGACGGACCUGGACCUGACGGUGGAGGGUGACCUGAACAUCGUCAUGGCGCUGGCGGAGAAGCUGAAGGCGGGCCUUCACUCCUUCGUCUUCGGGAAGCCCUUCUACACCAGCGUGCAGGAGCGGGACGUGCUCAUGAGCUUCUAACCCAGCCGGGAGAGACCAGCCCCUCCCAUCCGUCAAGAAAAGCCAAUCAAGGUCUGCCAUCCCCGGAAUCCGUCCAAUCUGAGCCACCCACAGUGCCACAGCAGGCCUGAAUGUGAAGAGCUGUAUAGCGCCGACCUGGCUCGUCCAAUAUGACAUAUGUGUGAAGUGAAGAUCGCAAUUGUCAGAAGCAUGUCUUGUGCCCUAAAGUGCAGUAAUAGGAGUUUGUGUGCUCUUCUGCUUCACAGUCAUUAACUUGCAGGCCUUAAGCCACAACUUCUGUAAGAGCCAUGUGGCCUCCAGAUUUAUGCCAUUGGUGUCCUGCAUGCUGGUGAAGUGGGCCUUUUUUUGUUGUUUUCAGAGAUUUUUUUUAUCCUCAUUUUGCCUGAGAGGAGUUGUCAGUGCUCAGCAGAUUCUUGAAAGUGAUUCAUUUGUGCUGCUAAAAGGAUUUAAAAGUCUGCCUGGAGCUCAGACAAUGGCUUUGCGUGAUUUGCCUUCUGUCGGAAAGUUAAAGUCAGCAUAAUAAAAACAAAGCCCUUCAUUUGGUCAUCUGUAGCUGAGAAGAAUUAAAGAAGCACUCCACCAGAAAUUGACGUUGGUGCAUUGCCUCUUAUCAAAAAAAAAAAAGGUAUAGUCUUUGUUUUCCUCGUGUCGCAGGUGUCCCCCGAGUGCUUCUAAACUGAGCUUCAUAAAAGCCACUGACGUCAACUGUUGUCGCACUCCUGCCCCCAGUGCUUGAUAAUAGCAGAUUCUCUUGUUAUUUGCGGAUUAUAGAGUGAAGGGACAUGGAUACCAGAACGGUCCGGCUCACUUUGUAGAGCGAUCGAUUCCAAAUUGAAAUGCCUUGUGACAAUUUGCUGUUAGAGACACUGAUUCAGUGGGGUAAUUCUGAAUGCAAUCAGUCACAGGGCUCCUCUGAAAAAACAACACUAAAAUCCUGGAAGGAGUUGAACGAAGCCAGUGCUUGUAGCAGUAGGUAAGGCCAUAAACCACACAUGCGAGUGCCCUUUUUUUUUGAGGAGCGCACCUUCGGUUCUGAGACGCGCCCAAACCCAGCACUUGCCCAUUUAGACUCCGGUGUCGAAUGACAUAAAUGCAUGCGAGACAGAGCUUCGAUAGUGUCGCCUUGAUGUUAACAAGCGCAUCCUCCCCGGAAAGCAUGCUCAAAGGAGCACUUUGUAAGGACGUAAAAUCGUGACUGCGUCAGUGUUUCUCGGAGCUUAAAAUCGUGACUGCAGCGUGCCUGGAUGUAUUACGUGUGUCAUUGCGAUUUAUUUUCUGGUAAUGAGGAUCACUUUUUGAUGCUGUCAAAGGGUUUUUUUGUGUGUCCCCCGCUCAGCAAAGUAAGAUACGUGUAAAAUGAUAUAUUAAUGGAACUGUCAUUCACGGUGAUUGUCUUGUCAUUUCAGUUUAGAGAUUUCCUUUUGAAAGCAUGCAAAGCACAGAUAAUUCAAUCUAAUGGGUCUGUAGUAAUAUCUUUUACCAUUAGUUCUGCAUUAAACAGGAAUUAGUUGUUAAUUACGACGUGCAAUUUAACUUUUUAUUUUUCCUUUUAACAACCGCCUUAAAGAAGCUGCCACAGACAAAAGGUCUGAAAAAUGGAUUUUCUUCUCAGGACACAUCCAGUUGUUCUCUCAGAUAUGUAUGUAAUUAAUCCUCUAAAUGGUUUUUUGCCAUCUCCCUCCUGCAUUCGUGCUUUAAGAAUACUUGA